Asparagus officinalis (garden asparagus) is the source of this 675-nucleotide messenger RNA. RefSeq names its product 40S ribosomal protein S19-like. The transcript has 4 exons. The record is from RefSeq and is a predicted model, not a curated record. Gene Ontology annotation, molecular function: structural constituent of ribosome; RNA binding. Bases 64 to 495 code for a protein of 143 amino acids. Gene Ontology annotation, cellular component: cytosolic small ribosomal subunit; ribosome. Gene Ontology annotation, biological process: ribosomal small subunit assembly; translation. Lineage: Eukaryota; Viridiplantae; Streptophyta; Magnoliopsida; Asparagales; Asparagaceae.
UUCUCCCGGCCGCCAAAGGUAAAAACCCUAACCCUAGCUUCUGAUCUCCAACGAGUUCGAGCAAUGGAGGCGGCCAGGACCGUGAAGGACGUCUCUCCCCAUGACUUCGUCACUGCGUACUCCGCUCAUCUCAAGAGAUCGGGGAAGAUGGAACUCCCUCACUGGACGGAUAUUGUGAAAACUGGAAGGUUCAAGGAGCUUGCUCCUUAUGACCCUGACUGGUACUAUAUUAGAGCUGCUUCAAUGGCUAGAAAAAUCUACCUAAGGCAAGGUAUUGGGGUUGGCGGUUUUCAGAAAAUCUAUGGAGGUCGCAAGAGAAAUGGAAGCCGGCCUCCUCAUUUCUGCAAAAGCAGCGGUGCCAUUGCGCGCCACAUCUUGCAACAGUUGCAGGCAAUGAAUAUCAUUGAAGUUGAUCCAAGAGGUGGAAGGAUAAUCACUUCCCAGGGAAGGCGGGAUCUUGAUCAAGUUGCUGGUCGUAUUGUCGUUGCACCAUGAAAUUUGAAACUUUUGUUCGAGUCAAUUCCUCGAGAGAUAUGUGAGUUGAAGAGAGAGGCUUUUUGACAUUUGUGUUCUUUUUUACUCAUGUAGCUCUGAAAUUGAAAUCUAAUGCAGCCUUUUUUGUGAAAACAUGGUUUCUUAUAUGAUUUAGAACUUUGUUAUUGCUUGUUCCUCCAA